Messenger RNA from Amoebophrya sp. A120, 210 nucleotides. Lineage: Eukaryota; Dinophyceae; Syndiniales; Amoebophryaceae. The record is from the annotation of a GenBank genome assembly.
CGACUCCUUCACCGGGGUGACCGGUCUGGAGCGGGCGCUCGACAUUCUGCGUUCCGGUCACUGUCGCGGAAAUCUCGCGACCUCGCCCGGGGAAAAGAACAGAAUUGCAAAUACUGAGCAACGCGCCCUGCGGGAACUCGCUGAGAUUUCCACUAUGCGAGGCGACUAUCACGGGAUGGAGCAAGUGGAGCAUCUUGGAAGCAGCCGGCC